This is a messenger RNA of Drosophila navojoa, 914 nucleotides long. RefSeq names its product granzyme D. Gene Ontology annotation, molecular function: serine-type endopeptidase activity. The record is from RefSeq and is a predicted model, not a curated record. NCBI's taxonomy places the organism in Eukaryota, Metazoa, Arthropoda, Insecta, Diptera, Drosophilidae. Gene Ontology annotation, biological process: proteolysis.
AUGGCCGCACUUGUGAUUUUGUUCAUUCGUUUUAGCUUAUGCCUGUUUUUGUUGAUGAAUGGAGUCAAAGCCGGCAGAGAACCUCGAAUUUCUAGAGGGGAAGAUGCCAGUAUUGAGGAUGUUCCCUAUAUGGGCUCGCUGCGUAAACUCCAAAAUGAAUCUGUGGCAGUUGGCAGUGGAUACAUUUGCGCAGCAGCUGUUAUCAAGAAUCGUGUGCUUAUCACAUCCGCUUUCUGUAUAUAUAGACAAACACGAGAGGAUAUGGUGGCUGUAAUAGGGAAUACGAACACGAGAGGCUUAAGCUCAACAAUGAGGGUGCUGAAAAUCGCAAGUUGGCGAUGGCAUGGCUUAUAUAAGCAUAACGAACUGGCUUACAAUAUUGGAUUGGUCUUUACUUCUGAAGAUAUAAUGCCCGUUAAAGGAGCUAUUGCAUAUCUACCUAUCACUAUGGAAGUAUUUCAGCCGAAUACCCGAUGCUCAUUUUGCGGCUGGGGUGCAGAUACUACUGUUGCUGUGUUGCGUGACGCUCCCCACGUCGCAUUAAGACGGAUUUCCAGCAAAAUGGAGUGCUUUAAGCGCGCUCUUGUUGUGGGUGUGAUGUGCACCUACGACUUGGCGCGAGCCGCUAAAACAAACAGGUUCGAUCUAGGUGGCCCGUUGAAAUGCAACGAUACACUUGCGGGUGUCUUCCUCGGAAGUGCCAGCAACGAGUAUAUGCUGUUCACCGAUAUAUAUAUGUUUAGAAAAUGGAUAAACGGGGGCAUUUACAUGCAUUUCAAUGGAGUUGAGGCCCUACGUUCCAGUUGCUUCCAGUGGCACGUGUCUGUGGCCAUUGCCAUUUACCUGAUCACCAGCUGACAGUCAGGAGGACAUAUACAUAUUAGAGUUUGAUUUUAAAUUCGUAUUAAAAAUUA